Messenger RNA from Symbiodinium natans, 1752 nucleotides. The record is from the annotation of a GenBank genome assembly. NCBI's taxonomy places the organism in Eukaryota, Dinophyceae, Suessiales, Symbiodiniaceae.
AUGUCUUGGCUUCAACACGACCUGGAGCAGGUCAUAGGAGAUGCGAACCAGAACUUGCUGGAGCAAAAGGUGAAGGUGGUCAAGUAUUUGUGCGAGCUGUGCAAGUUCAAGAUCUGUCCUCCUGGGGUUGUGCUGGACAUCUUCAAGACCCUUUGUGACGACUUCAACCAGCAGAACGCGGAGUUGUGUGCGAACCUGCUGCAGUCCUGUGGUCGCUUCCUCUUGUACAAGCCUGAGACAGCCAUGAGAACGGACAACUUGCUGGAGCGCAUGGCUCGGCUGGCAAAGGCAAAGUCUCUACCGCUGAGGCUGGAGAUCAUGCUGGAAGAUGCUUUCUACCAGGUCAAGCCGCCCGAAGGGAAGCGAAAGCAAAAGAAGGAGAAGGAUCCGCUGGAGCAGUUUGUUGAACACCUGGUUUUCGACCGUUUGUACAAAGAAGAAGAUGAGGAUCAACUCCUCAAGCUGGUGCGCAAGCUGCCAUGGGACGGCCCUGCAGUUGGAUGGCUGAAGAAAUGCCUGCUGGACUUAAACCACCAUGCCAACUAUGAGAACCUAUCCUGCGUGGCCUCCCUGCUGAGUGGCCUCGCGAAGUACCGCGACGCUUUCGUGAUAGACGUAAUUGAUUCCCUCCUGGAAAACAUCCAGGUAACCCUGGAGAGAAAUGACUUUCGAGAGAUGCCGUUGAGAGUUCGACAGAUAAAGCUGGUGGGCGAGCUGUACAACUACAGAUUGGUUGAUUCGGUCUUGGUUUUUGAUUGCCUCUACCAGUUCAUUGGCUUUGGUGGGCCGACAGCCCAUCGUGCUGGCCAGUUCAUCACUGCGCACAAGCUGGUGGAGAAGGGCUUGGCGAUGAGGAAAGGCGGCCUUGGAAGCAUCUCUGAAGAAGUGGAGGACAACGAAGAUGGCGUGCAGCUCCCUGACAUCCUCGCAGAUCCGCAGCACCCUCUCGAGGCGCCCUGGGACUUCUUCCGAAUCAAAUUGGUAUGCGUUCUCCUUGAGACUUGUGGGCACUAUUUCGACCGCGGGGCUUCCAAGCAGAAGCUCGAUCGGUUCUUGACCUUCUUCAUACGAUACGUCCACAGCAAGGGUGAAUUACCGCAGCGCUUCAUGAACAUGGUCUAUGACACGCUGGAGAGGCUGAGGCCCAGGCUUGUCUUUCCAGAGCUACAGGCAGAUGCAAACGAGGCCGUGAUACGCCAGCUCGACAAGGAGAAGGACGACAUUGACGUCGGAGGUGGCAAUGCAGACGAGCAGGAUGAUGACGAGGAUGAAGAUGAGAGCUCAGAUGAGGACGACAGCGGUUCCGACGAUGGCGAGGAGUCAUCUGAAGAGGAGUCGGGCGAGGAAGAAGACAGUGAGUCUGAUGAUGACGAAGCCGAGUACGACAGAGGAGAUGAUGAGCAGAAGCAUGCUGCAGAGGAUGACUUUGACAAGGAGGUGCAGGCAAUUCUCAUCGAGUCACUGGAGAAGGAGAAGAAUGCACCUCGCGCACUGUCCGAGUUGCCACCUCCCACCGUCAUUGCAAAGAAAACCGAGCAGCUUGGGGAAAUGCCGCUUGGACAGUUCAGCUUGUUGCAAAAGAAAACGGGCGGCAAAAUCUUGUCCAAGCAGCUCAGCAUUCCAGAUGAUUCCAAACUGCUCAGAGUCCGCGGCUCAUCUAUGGCCGUGCCGCACUGUGCCACAAGGCUGGUUGUUGUUGUGGGGUUUGCAUCUGGCUUGCCGACAAAGACAGGCCCGCCAAGAAACCGUUGA